Molecule: messenger RNA, 4174 nt
Organism: Astyanax mexicanus (Mexican tetra)
Lineage: Eukaryota; Metazoa; Chordata; Actinopteri; Characiformes; Acestrorhamphidae
Gene: cpdb
Product: carboxypeptidase D, b
Exons: 23
Coding region: 76-4002 (1308 amino acids)
Biological process (GO): proteolysis
Molecular function (GO): metallocarboxypeptidase activity; zinc ion binding
Source: RefSeq, a predicted model, not a curated record
CGCUAAAAGUGGCGGGAAAAGCCUGCGCUGAUGUGCGCGAGCCUGUCAUAGAAAGAUUAACUGAAUUGAGCUAAAAUGGCCAAAAUCUGCUUCGCUAUGACUGGAAUUCAUGUUUUAACCGGGAUUAUCGCCUUUCUGCUCGUGUUAAACCGUGUUUACGGCACAUUUGAGGCAGAUAAUGAAGAAAGCUAUAGUCAGUACUAUAAUUAUACCGCGCUGACCCGGCGGCUCUGGCGUUUGGUUGAACAGUUCCCGCACAUUUGCAGCCUGUCGAGCGCGGGGCGGUCGGUGGAGAGCCGCGAGCUGUGGGUGUUGAGGGUCACGGCUCAGCCCGUUACUAGCUUUAAUAUCCCGGGCAGACCUCGCGUUAAAUACGUGGGGAACAUGCACGGAGACGAGACGGUCUCCAGGCAGGUGCUUGUUUACCUGGCUGAGUAUCUCCUGACUCGGUACGGAGCUGAGCCGCGGGUGACCGAGCUCGUGGACAGCACGGAUAUUUAUAUCAUGCCCAGUAUGAACCCUGACGGGUUUGAGAGGGCCGCGGAGGAAGACUGCGGGGGGAGUGCGGGGCGAGGAAACGCCAAAUACAUCGAUCUCAACCGGAGCUUCCCAGACCAGUUUGAUCCCUCCGGUGUCCCGGCGAGCGACGCACCCGAGGUUACAGCUGUCAUUAAAUGGAUUUUACAGAAAAAGUUUGUUCUGUCAGGUAACUUGCAUGGAGGUUCAGUCGUAGCCAGCUAUCCCUUUGAUGACUCCAAAUCCCAUGUCUGGUCAGGAAUAUACAGCAAGUCUCCUGACGAUGCCCUCUUCCAGUAUCUGGCAAGAACCUAUGCAGAAAACCACCCCAUUAUGAGAAAGGGCAAACCUCAGUGCCCUGAUGACCCAAAUGUGGAGUUCAAAGAUGGCAUUACAAAUGGAGCGAAGUGGUAUGAUGUGCAAGGAGGCAUGCAAGACUUCAAUUACCUUAAAGGAAACUGUUUUGAAGUCACUUUUGAACUGAGUUGCUGCAAGUACCCACUGGCUUCCGAGCUGCAUACUGAGUGGAAUAAUAACAGAGAAGCUCUAUUGGCAUAUAUGGAGAAGGUUCAUAUUGGGGUCAAAGGUUUUGUCAUGGACAAUUCAGGAAUGGGCCUACCAGAUGCAAACAUCUCUGUUGCUGGAAUAGAUCACAACAUCACAACCUGGAUAUUUGGAGAUUAUUUCCGCCUGCUGCUGCCAGGAACAUAUAACAUCACAGCUAGUUUUCCUGGGUCUAUUCCCAAGACUGUAAACAAUAUAAUAGUGACUGAAGGAAAAGCCACUUCAUUAAAUUUCACUUUAAAGCGUUCAAGUGAGGAUGUGCCAAUGUCGGAGCCACUGACCAGUCCUGUACCAACUACAGAAUACACUCUGACUGAUAAGAGCUUUGACAGCAAAGAGGCUUCCACUCCAGAGCCCUCAAUCCAGCCACAAGAGUUUCGGUAUCACAGUUAUUUAGACAUGGAGCUGUUCUUGCAGAAGAUAAAUGAGGCUCAUUUCACCAUCACCCAUCUAUACUCUGUGGGCCAGUCUGUGCAGGGUCGGGAGCUCUACGUCAUGGAAAUUUCCACUAAUGCUGGCAUUGAUGAGCCAGGCAAACCAGAGAUAAUGCUUGUGGGAAACCUAAACGGUCCUGAUUCUGUUGGUCGAGAAAUGCUCUUGAACUUGGUGGAGUACUUGUGCAGUAAUUAUGGCAGUGAUGCGUAUGUCACACGACUGGUUAACACCACAAGAGUGCACAUAAUGCCUUCCAUGAACCCUGAUGGUUAUGAAAUGACGAUAAAAGAUGUGACGUACAAGAACGGUCACAUCACAGAUUUGAGCAAUAACUUUCCUGACCAGUAUUCUGAAAAGGAUUUUGUACAACCAGAGACUGCAGCGGUGAUGGAUUGGAUCAAGGCUCACUCCUUUGUUCUGUCUUCUAGUGUCACUGGAGGAAUGAUUGGAGUGAAAUAUCCAGGUUCAGUUGAAUCCAUUGACAAGGCUCUGUUUAAAUCAGUUGCAGAAGCAUGUUUAGUGGAAUACUCAUCACUACAGACGUCUCAAGUCUGUGCAGUUCCAGGACCUUUAGCGACAAAUGUCAUUAAGCACUACAAUUCGGCAGGCUCAACAGCAGGGAUUGAUAUGCAGACGUGGGCGUAUUGGAACACAGACUCUCUGGGAUUUAGCAUUGGCCUGAGCUGUGAUCUCUCUCCACGAGCUGAAGACAUGCUGACCUACUGGAAAGAGAAUCACAGGGUUCUCCUACAGUUCAUCCAGCAGGUUCAUUUUUCUGUAAGGGGUAGAGUGACUGAUGUCCUGUCUGGUCAGGCUGUUUCUAAUGCUACUAUAGUGGCUGACGGCUCCAGGCACCAGGUGCACACAAGCAGCUCAGGACACUAUUGGAGGCUUCUGGCUCCAGGAACGUAUGAGCUUCAGGCUUCCGCCCCUGGAUAUACUGCAGUUUCAGUGUCAGUCACUGUAUCAGAGACUCGUGUGGAGCAGGUGGAUAUUGGGCUCACUCGAGAACACCCCCCUCAGCCUGAAGCCCAGCUGGAAGAGGAAGAGUUUCAAAGGAUGCUGGAGGACCUCUCUUCUGCUCAUGGCCUCGAGCAGCUUGUCCAGAGCCUUCUUCCAGCCGGGACUCUACAGUACAGAACCUACAGCGAACGCUCGGAAUUCCUGCAAGCACUUACCCUCAACUUUCCUCAUAUCACUCGCCUGUACAGUUUAGGUCACAGCUGGGAAUUCAGGACCAUCUGGGCUUUGGAGAUCUCGGGCAGUCCUGAGUCAUCUCGGCCCACGGAGCCCAAGAUGCGUUACGUGACUGGUGUCCAUGGUAACGCUGCGGUAGGGCCAGAGCUGCUGCUGGAGUUUGCGUCUGUUCUUUGCAUAAACUAUGGUGGGAAUCCUACCAUCACUAAGCUGAUUGACAGGAGCCGGAUCGUGAUUGUGCCUUGUGUGAAUCCAGAUGGGAGGGAGGUGGCUCAGGAGGGAAAGUGUUUCUCCACUGCAGGGUUUACUAAUGCACAUGGUAUGGAUCUAGAUGCAGACUUCCUGUACGGCAGUUUGUCUGUGCAGCCAGAGACACGUGCAAUGAUGGAUCUGAUUGAGGGUGGAGGCUUCUCUCUCUCUGUAAACCUGGAAGGAGGUUCUCUUCUGGUCACUUAUCCCUAUGACAAAACUACACAACCUGCUCAAAAUGAAGAGACACUGAAAUAUCUGGCUUCAGUGUAUGCAAACAAUCACCCUGCGAUGCACUAUGGGUUUCCUGGGUGCAGAUACGGACCAGCAAUAGUCCCAGGAGGGAUACUCAGAGGUGCAGAAUUCAGCAGUCACCCUGGUAGUAUGAAGGAUUUCUGCAUGGAUGUGGCUCUGUGUCCUGAGAUCACUGUGUACACUGGCUGCUGCCUGUACCCACCUGCUCAGCAGCUGUUCUCACUCUGGGAAGAGCACAGGAUGGCUCUGUUUGCCAUGUUGCUGGAGAUGCAUAAAGGUGUGAGCGGUGUGGUGAGAAACAGAAAGGGCCAGCCUGUGUCCAACGCACUGAUCAGUGUAAAUGGCUCUGUGUUUGUGCACACAGACACUUCGGGCCAUUUCCACACACUGCUGCCUCCAGGUACUCACCAGCUGCUGGUCCAUGCUCAGGGCUUCCAGCAACAGCUCAGACAGGUGCAAGUGUCAUCACAUCAAAGGGCGAGUCCUCUUGUGAUCGAGUUCACUGAGAACAGUUCUCAUUUCGGCCAAGGAGUGGUGCUGGCUGCUGCUAUCUCCAUACCGACUGUCCUGCUUAUCUCCCUGCUUAUCUGGCAUUUACGCUCAGCUAAGUUCAGCCGACUCAGAGAUGGCAUGCGCUGGUUGCGAGGCCAAAGAGAUGACCUUCAGAUGGAGGCCAUUAUGUCGGAGAAGUCGCCCCUGCGGCGUGUGUUUCUAGAGGAGAGCGAGAUGUGCAGGGAAGAGCAGAGCAGGGCUGGGCUGCUGGGACAGUGGAGAACAGCUCAGUAAUGCAGGAAGUCCCAGUAGUGCUCACUUCCAGACUGCCCACAUAGACGCUAGAGAAAAAUCAAGAGUCUUUAUGGACAUUGGUGGCUCAAAGGCUUUGUGGUUUUGAAUAACAGAAGAUCUGCUGUGAAAUUUUGCCCCGUCAUGAAGAAUGUUUGGUGGUGUCUACAAAAUA